Molecule: messenger RNA, 1157 nt
Organism: Polychytrium aggregatum
Lineage: Eukaryota; Fungi; Chytridiomycota; Chytridiomycetes; Polychytriales
Exons: 2
Source: RefSeq, a predicted model, not a curated record
CGUUUUCUUGUAUAAUGGCAUCAAUUGUCGCGUUGUCGAUAUGCCGGGUUUCAGUGAUGUGAGAAAGGAUGGCCAGAAGGCCAUCAACGACUCCACCAUACACCGAUGGAUUCUCGAGCAAGUUAGCAAGAGUGAAGUUGUUGGCGUUGUCAUGUUUGUCACUCAAGAUGACGUGCUGAACUCUCGACUUAGUAGAGAAGUCAUCGCCCUCAUGGAAAUCAUGACUACUCGAUUUGUUGGAUACGAAUCCAUGUGCUUCUAUGCUAUUUCUGGUCGAAGCAUGCCUGGAGAUAUGCAUGAAUUUAUCCGCAUGUCUCUGGGUGUCGUUGCUUCCGGAAAGCUCCGCGUUAUGGGCUUGAGUUCCGACAACUGGGCUCGCUGCAAGAACAAGGACUUUUCCAGGGUCAAAAGCUGGUGUUUGCAGAGGCUCCAGAGCCCUGAGCCACGCCUCGUUCCCAGAGUAACCACAGACACCUGCAAGCGCUGUGGAAUCAAGGCCGACCCCCUCAUCGAAAUUAGUCAAUGCCGACAUCACGGAGAACCUGGGAAGAUGAUACACUAUGGAGCAACUCAACUGCAGCACCGUUUUACCAUAUCCACUUCCCAUGAAGGGCGCUGGAUAGGUCGAGUGUUUCGAAAGGGGGAAUGGACAUGCUGUGGAAAGAGAUAUAUCUCAUCCAGUUGCUACGGCAAGUUCAGAUGCUGUAAUGGAUCAUCUUCUAGCUAUGGCUGCGCAGAAUACUGCUCAACCUGUGGUCGAGAGACGAAACAAGUGGGCUGCAAGCCCACAUGUCGCAACUGUUCGAAUCAGUUGAUCCAUAUUGGCUGUCUAACAAAAGACAAGCAUGAUUGGGCCCUUGGCUUGGAUCAAAAUCAUGCUGUUUUGACCAAACAUAUCAGUGCCAUCGACAUUCAAGAAAAAGAUGUUUCUGAAUGGAGCGAUAGGCUUGAUCGUAUAUCGGCCACAGACCAUCAGUCGAUGUAUCAAUUGUUUGGUGAAAUUGUUAAUUCAUCUUGAGCCACAUAAUCGCAUUUUUAGAUAUUCGAUAUUGCUAUUGAUUGAUCAGUUUCACUUGACCUUGACCUCAAACGAGCUUUCAUGAGACUUGAAUCAGUCACUCAACGCACCACACACUCGCAAGCUGCGCGUAAUCCAC